GGUGUACUUUGCAUUCAGGAAUACAGAAAAAACAGCAAAGUGGAGUCAAGUACACGUAACAGCUUCAUGGGCUUGAAGGAUCACCUGGGGCAUGACCUCGGCCACCUGUAUGUGGAGAACACUGACCCACAGUUAAGUGCAGCUGUACCUUGGCCAAUGAUAGAAAAAUCAACAAUGGAUACAGUUAAUGCCGGGAAGGAGGAAAAAGAGAUAUCUGAAGAGAAUGUGAGCUCUGGUGACUCUGAAGAAAGCACAAAUUCUGAUCAUGAGUCAGAACAAUUGAAUAGCAUUUCAGUAGAGCCAUGCUUGUUAACCAAGACUCACAGACAAUUAUGUAGGUCUCCCUGCUUAGAGCCUCACCUACUCAAACACAAUGAAAUUUUGCAAGACUUUAAACCUGAAGAGUCCCAGACUCCGUCCAAGGAAGUGAAGAAACCCCCUGAUGUGGUGCGAGAAUACCAAACAAAACUGGAGUUUGCACUUAAGUUGGGUUAUUCUGAAGAACAGGUUCAGCUUGUAUUAAACAAACUUGGUACUGAUGCUUUAAUCAAUGAUAUUUUGGGAGAACUUGUCAAACUGGGAAAUAAAAGUGAGGCUGAUCAAACAGUUAGUACAAUUAACACUAUAAUGCGGGAAACUUCUUCCCUGGAAUCUCAGAGGUCUGAAUCGCCAAUGCAAGAGAUUGUAACAGAUGAUGGUGAAAAUCUAAGACCAGUUGUUAUUGAUGGCAGCAAUGUGGCAAUGAGCCAUGGAAACAAAGAAGUAUUUUCCUGCCGAGGAAUAAAAUUGGCAGUGGAUUGGUUUUUGGAAAGAGGCCAUAAAGAUAUUACAGUUUUUGUUCCUGCUUGGAGAAAAGAGCAAUCCCGACCUGAUGCUCUCAUUACAGAUCAGGAAAUUUUACGCAAAUUGGAAAAGGAGAAAAUCCUGGUGUUCACACCAUCCCGGCGAGUCCAGGGAAGACGAGUGGUGUGCUAUGAUGACAGGUUCAUUGUGAAGCUUGCUUUUGAGUCAGAUGGUAUAAUUGUGUCCAAUGAUAACUACAGGGAUUUGGCUAAUGAAAAACCAGAAUGGAAGAAGUUCAUAGAUGAGCGGUUAUUAAUGUAUUCCUUUGUCAAUGACAAGUUUAUGCCCCCUGAUGACCCUCUUGGCAGACAUGGCCCAAGUCUGGAUAAUUUUCUGAGGAAGAAACCUAUUGUUCCUGAACACAAAAAGCAGCCUUGUCCAUAUGGAAAGAAGUGUACCUAUGGACACAAGUGCAAAUAUUACCAUCCCGAAAGGGGCAGUCAGCCUCAGCGGUCAGUGGCUGAUGAACUUCGUGCCAUGUCUAGAAAUACAGCAGCCAAAACUGCAAAUGAAGGAGGACUGGUGAAAAGCAACAGUGUUCCUUGUAGCACAAAGGCUGAUAGCACUUCUGACGUCAAACGAGGUGCUCCAAAGAGGCAAUCAGAUCCAAGCAUAAGGACUCAAGUCUACCAAGACCUAGAAGAAAAGCUUCCCACCAAAAACAAAUUGGAAACCAGGUCUGUACCUUCCUUAGUUAGUAUACCGGCUACUUCUACUGCAAAACCCCAAAGCACUACAUCUUUAAGCAAUGGCCUUCCAUCUGGAGUUCAUUUCCCACCUCAGGAUCAAAGACCACAGGGACAAUAUCCUCCAAUGAUGAUGGCAACCAAAAAUCAUGGAACGCCAAUGCCUUAUGAACAGUAUCCAAAAUGUGACUCACCUGUUGACAUUGGAUAUUAUUCCAUGUUAAAUGCAUAUUCAAAUCUGAGUAUCUCAGGCCCAAGAAGUCCUGAAAGGCGUUUCUCAUUAGACACAGACUAUAGAAUAAGUUCUGUAGCUUCUGACUGCAGCAGUGAAGGGAGCAUGAGCUGCGGGAGUAGUGACUCCUAUGUGGGGUACAAUGACCGAUCCUAUGUCAGUUCUCCUGACCCCCAGCUGGAAGAGAAUUUGAAGUGUCAACACAUGCACCCUCACAGCCGCCUUAAUUCCCAGCCUUUCCUGCAGAAUUUCCACGACCCCUUAACCAGAGUGCAAAGUUACAGUCAUGAAGAACCAAAGUUCCAUCACAAGCCUCCUCUUCCACACUUGGCUAUGCAUCUGCAGCACCCUGCUGUGGGUGCCCGGUCUAGCUGUCCUGGUGAUUACCCCUCUCCUCCAAGUUCAGCACACUCGAAGGCACCACACCUAGGAAGGUCCCUAAUGGCUACCAGAAUAGACAGCAUUUCUGAUUCCAGACUCUAUGACAGUUCUCCUUCAAGACAAAGAAAGCCUUACUCCCGUCAGGAAGGGUUGGGAAGCUGGGAUAGGCCGAGUUUCGGAAUGGAUGCCUAUGGGUAUCGGCAGACUUAUUCCUUGCCUGAUAACUCUACACCACCGUGUUACGAGCAGUUCACCUUCCAGAGCCUACCUGAACAGCAGGAGCCCACCUGGAGAAUACCAUACUGUGGAAUACCACAAGAUCCUCCAAGGUACCAAGACAACCGGGAAAAGAUUUAUAUCAACUUGUGCAACAUCUUCCCACCUGACCUUGUGAGAAUUGUCAUGAAAAGAAAUCCUCACAUGACAGAUGCCCAGCAGCUUGCUGCAGCCAUUUUAGUGGAGAAAUCACAGCUGGGUUAUUGAAAGAUGAUGCAUCAUUGUGGUGUUUAGUAGUUUUUUGUUCAGCUCAAAUGCUGAGGGAGGUUUGCUACAAUAGCACAUGUGAUCUCCUUCUCAGCAAGGAGGUUAUAUAGUAUCCAUUUAUGUGAAAUACUGUAUCAUGGAAUCUGUAUGUAUAGCCCCACUUGGUGGAAGUAUCACGGGAUUGCUUUACAUUCAAACUUUUUUUUAAACAUUUCCUUUUUAAAGCUAUAUCCUUGGCUGGAAAAUUUUCCAGUUUGAUUUAAUAGAUGUAUCUGUGAUCUUUGAUAUUAAUCUUUGGUGCAUCAGGGGUUUAUAUGCAGCACUUUUUAUCUUUGUUUCAUGUUUUAUUAACUUGGUGUUUAUCUAUCAAUCGCAAGCAAUUAUAAUACCUUCAGAAUGUGGAAACUUUGACUAGACCUAGCAAACUAUUUUUUCAAGCGAAGCUUAAUUAGAAUCUUUUACAGCUUUUUAAGUUAUUUUUAUUUGGGGAAAGUGGGCUUCUUUGUGCUAUAAUCAUUAUUUAUAGAAACAAAGAUAUACUACAGCACUGACUUUAUAUUUUAGACAAAAUGUAAGUUACCGGUUUAUGUUGAAAAGGGUAACAGUAUAUAUUAGAAUGAUUUACAAUAUGGCACUUUUCACUGUUGUAUUUUUGUUUGGAUUUUUUCUGUUAAGAAUUAGUUAACUUAAUAUGGUCAGUUUAAAAGAAAGCAGAUGCAAUCGAUGGAAAAAUCAUUUCCAUUUUUUUAUUUUUAUUUUUUUAUGAAUAAGGCAAAAGCCGUAACUGUUACAGGUUAGAGCUUUGUUAUCCAGCUAUGAUGUGCUUCUAGACAGUAGGAAUGGAAUUGAAUUCCUCGAUUUCCAUUAACCCGUAUUUUUAAUGUCUGUCUAUUUGUUUGGGGGGCACAGCAAUACUGGAUAAAUAACCCUUUCACAGUACUUGCCUGUUUUUAAUGAAUCUAAUUAUUCUCAGUGCAACUUUUAUAUUUAAUAUACUCUAGCUUUCCUGCUAUUUAUCAAGGCUGGCCUGAGGUGGUUUUAUGUGUUGAGGAUAUGCAACAUUUAUUGAUACUGCACUAUAGAAGUGGUGAUGGAGGAGUGUAAAUGGUAACUUAAAAUUUUUGUAAGAUACUGUAUAUUUUCCAUUUCCUGAAGGUAGUUUUUUUGGGGGGCCUGUUAUAUUAUUAAGGCCAGACUCUUGCCACAAAUAGUGUAGUUUUAGAUACAGACUAAAGUCUGUUCUAGUAUUAGUAAGGGAUAUUUCUGGUUUCAAAGUCAUGGGUUUUGCUUGUUGCAGUUACAUUUCUAUGGACUAGAAGAUAGAUUUUGCAGUCAGCGGCAGUCAGUCAUGUGAUUGACAUAACUUGACUGUUCCCUCCAGAUUCUGGAUUUUACUUAGUGUAGCAGACACAUUCAGAUCUAUUACUACAGUCUGCCUGGAUGCUCUGGUCAUUGGGAUUAUUCUACAUGCCAUAGUUUGAAGUAAAGCCCUGAAAAACCAGAAAGUACCUUUUACUGUUGAUACAAAUUGUAUCUUUUUAACUAUAAGAACUAUUUUGAUUUGUAGAUCUAGUAAAAAACACAAAUGUGUAACUAUGAUUAGACUUUUGGGCAACAUUUUAUCCCUUAUUUAAAUACAAAUUUUUAAAGUAAAAUUGAGGUCUAGAAUAGGGUAGAAAAUAAAAGUAACAAUUUAGGUAAAUAAAAGUGUCUGUCUUAGUUUUAUAUUAUAUAUUAAAAUAUAUUAAAUAAAUUUAUUGGCAUUUUCUUUCUCCUAAAACUUAUAUAGUCUGAACUUAAAAUAAAGGUAAAAUGCUGCCUGAAAAUAAUGUCCAAGCAUCUUUGACUAGGAUAACAUUUUCACUACUUGUGUGACACUGUGUGUUGCAUGAAGUAGGAUUUGGGUAUACAGUAAAUGCUUCUAAAAGGCAUUGUGCAUUAUUGACAUAUCCAAUAAUCUGAACCAUGUUCAGCAAACUUAAUUCAGGAAAGUGAUGUUCUACACAAUUAUUGCUGUUGUGUUUGAAGUGAGUGUGGCAUGCAUCUGUACCCAAAAGUAAUGCAGGUGACGCCACACAGACCAUUUUGAGUGGUGUCUGAGCAACCCGUACUCACUUGUGAAGUUGUUUUCCUUGAUUUUGUCAGUCAUUAUCUACAGAACAAGUUUAAAUACAGAGGCUAAAUGCGUGCCAAAAGUAGGGUUACAGAUGUGUAGUAUGUUUUAUGUUAGUCAUAAUCUAAGAUUAUAUAGUAUAAAAAUCACUUUUAAAUUAUUCUUAUAGGUUUUGCUUCCAUUUUCUUUGUAGCAUUUUAAUUAUUUGAAGAUAGCCAAAUAUUACUAAAUUGUUUUAAAUGAGAUUUUAGGUGAAAUGGAUAUAACUUUUUAAAUUUGACCUUUUAAUAUUUUUAGCUGGCUAUUUGUCAUGAUUGUUUUGGGAAAAUAAUGUACCCUGCCAUCACUUGUACUGAAGUGAGUAGCCCUGAACUACCCACAAAUCUUCCAGUAUAAUUACUUGUAAAAAAUAGCCAUUUUCUCGGGGCUGGAGUUGUGGCUCAGCAGCGGAGCACUUGCCUAGCAUGUGUG
Messenger RNA from Marmota flaviventris (yellow-bellied marmot), 5209 nucleotides. It is a transcript of the gene Zc3h12c, whose product is annotated as zinc finger CCCH-type containing 12C. Gene Ontology annotation, molecular function: mRNA binding; RNA endonuclease activity; metal ion binding. Lineage: Eukaryota; Metazoa; Chordata; Mammalia; Rodentia; Sciuridae. Gene Ontology annotation, cellular component: nucleus; cytoplasmic ribonucleoprotein granule. The record is from RefSeq and is a predicted model, not a curated record.